This is a messenger RNA of Venustampulla echinocandica, 471 nucleotides long. RefSeq lists its product as uncharacterized. The record is from RefSeq and is a predicted model, not a curated record. NCBI's taxonomy places the organism in Eukaryota, Fungi, Ascomycota, Leotiomycetes, Helotiales, Pleuroascaceae. The transcript is spliced from 2 exons. The coding region runs from base 1 to 471 and encodes 156 amino acids.
AUGAAAAGGUUCACAGGUCGACGACGUAGAACAAGCCCACAAGAAGCCAACGAGCCCACAAGUCCACAAGCCCACAAGAAGUCAACGAGCCCACGACAAGUCAACGUGCCCACAAGAAGCCCACAAGCCCAAAGGAGUCAACAUGUUUUGCGACAUAGGACCAUUACAGCCCGCAGCCAAGCCCAUCCCAGCAGUUGGGGUCACUGUGUACUCAGCAUCUUCGGCUACGAAUACAGGCUCACUCACACCCGAACUUAUAUGCCACCCAGUCCGGCGCUGCAGGCCGAAGCCCUUCCCUCAGACCAUUACAGCCUGCGGUUCGAAAUCCCUUCCGAUAAAGGUUGGGAGUCGGGCUCCAUCGGACCAUUACAGCCAGAAGGAGAACUCCUUCCCGUGAGGGUUAGAGACUGGACGAGCAUAUCACCUGUCCACGGACUACCUACCAUCUGGCCUUAUCACAAUUAUGCUUAA